AUGAGUAGAUUUAUACAAACACCAUUUCUAUUUACUAUUAUUCUUUGUUUGUUUUAUUUAAUAAAACCCAUAGGCUCAUUAAAACCGAAGGAACGCGUCAGAAUAGCUACCGCUUUAUGUUGUGGUAAAGCAUCACAGCAAUGUUGUUUGGAGAAUUUGGAACAACCGUUUGGAAGCCUUCCUUGUGAAGUUAAGGAAUGGGAAAAACGUGCCAUCUGCAUCGAAGAAAAACUGCAUGGAUCAAAUAUGCAACUCGAUCAAACUUACCACUGCUGUAAACUCUAUCCAACAGCUACUUGUCGGUAUCGCUGCAAUACUUGGCUCCGAAGUAUUCGUUUACCGUUCCAUAUCAGAGUUCAAGAGUUAGAGAAGGAUUGUCCAUUCGUUCCAAUCAGACGUAAUAGAACAACCAGAGCUGUUCAGUACGAGGCGGAUACGCGUGAAGGUACAUGGUGUGCUGAUGAUCUUGAUGAUGCUCGUCACAUCUGCAUUCGGGAUUGUUUGAGAUAUCAACAUGAAUUCUUUGAGCCAACAAAAUAUUAUUUUAAUCAUUUGAACAUAACUCAUUGUCCAACUCUUCAUUUAAAUUAUAAUUAUUCCGUUUCAUGCUUAGGGGAAGAGCUUAAUCCAGCUCUCUAUUUUGAUUAUUUCAAAUUUGAAAACUAA
This is a messenger RNA of Auanema sp. JU1783, 666 nucleotides long. NCBI's taxonomy places the organism in Eukaryota, Metazoa, Nematoda, Chromadorea, Rhabditida, Rhabditidae. The record is from the annotation of a GenBank genome assembly.